AUGGCGCCAAACCUCACGAAAGCCCUCUCCCUCAUCGACGCCGCCCACGCCGAAGACCCCAACAAAAUCACUGUCAACGACACCUCAAUCCCCUACGAGCUCCACUACGCUGAGAAGAUGACCAAGUUUCUGUCUCUUCACACCGCAGACCCCUCCCCUCUAGUCCAGACGGCAGCUCGAGCGCAACACUUCCGCCGCUGGGAAGUUCCUCGCGACUCCUACCCGCGCACGAGACCAGGCUACUUCGCCUGGCGCACAUUCCUGAAAAAGCGCCAGGCCGAGCAAGUCAAGCAGAUAUGCCUUGAGUGUGACUACACGCCCGAAGAAGCGGACAAAGUAGCUGCGCUAAUUGCAAAGGAAGAUCUUAAGAAGGGCGAAGGCAAGGGCGAUCCGGACGCGCAGAUCAUCGAAGACGUUGCGUGUCUGGUCUUUCUGGAUGAUCAGUUCGACGAGUUCGAAAAGGGGCACGACGAAGACAAGAUCAUAAGUAUACUGCAAAAGACGUGGGUCAAAAUGGGGGAACGAGGGCAUGAACUGGCAUUAGCUAUGGAUUUGAGUCCAAGGGCGAAAGAGAUGGUCGGAAAGGCGCUCUCAGGUUGA
Molecule: messenger RNA, 600 nt
Organism: Exophiala xenobiotica
Lineage: Eukaryota; Fungi; Ascomycota; Eurotiomycetes; Chaetothyriales; Herpotrichiellaceae
Exons: 1
Coding region: 1-600 (199 amino acids)
Source: RefSeq, a predicted model, not a curated record